Molecule: messenger RNA, 2693 nt
Organism: Pecten maximus
Lineage: Eukaryota; Metazoa; Mollusca; Bivalvia; Pectinida; Pectinidae
Product: cell wall protein IFF6-like
Exons: 6
Coding region: 139-2520 (793 amino acids)
Source: RefSeq, a predicted model, not a curated record
AUUCUUGUCGCAGCCAUAGGCGCAACUGGGCACGGUUACCGUACAUCAGAGUAAAAUUGUCAUUACAUCUCUAAAUGUCAUUUACACGAAGAUGUGAUUGCAGAUUUGACUGAGGGGAAUUGAAUUUUAACCUUUGGCAUGGUGAAGUGUCAAGGUUUGAAUGAAGAUCGUGGACCGUGUGGACUUGACCUACAGGAAGCUGCCAGGUUCUGUCCAGAAUGUGGUACACCUGUACCAAAACGUACUGUUUUGGAAAAACCUAAAGAUACUGUUCCUUGUCCUGGAACAUAUGAAGGAAAUCCAUGCAGCAACACAGAACUUACCCAUGGUCAGAGAUUCUGUGUUUUUUGUGGAUGGAAAGUAAACCAGUCCAUAUUUGAGCCAGGGUCCAUAGUGUGUGGGGCAGACAGGGGAGAAACACGGUGUACAGGAAUCAUCAAGAAAAAUGAAACUACCUGUCCCAUUUGCGAAUCUGAGAAAGGUGUUGCACCACCAACAAUACAGAAAGACCAGGUAAACCCUGAUAAUGGUAAGUCUGUGAUCCAGUCACAGUCUGGGCAUGGGAAAUCAACUCUAAAAAGAGAGCAGUCUGAGAAAGAGAGUGUGGAAAACCCUGCUACAGCUCAGUCAGCAAAUGAUAAACCAGGGACCCCUUUUCAGUGGUCAGAGUCUGAUCGAGAUGGUGCAGUGUUACCACCAAAAAUCCCUCGUCAUACAGAAGGAAAAGAGAGCGACUGUAAAGAAGUGGACAUUGAAAUUGACGAAUCUAACGUUAGAUCCAGUCUUGAGAACCAAACACUACUAGGACCUGAAAUUUCACAGCAAUUCACAGGACAAAAAUCUCAGACUUCUGCAGCAAAGUUGAAGUUUAUAUAUGGUGAGGGAGCAGAAGGUUCUACAGGUAUAGACAGAAACAAGUUACAACAAGGAGAAACAUCUGAUGAUACAACUCAACUACCCAACCAGAGAGACAACACUGGUUCUACAGGUACAGGUCAGCAAUUACCAGAAGGACAAGGAAAUACUUCAGAACCACCAAGAUCAAAAAUCAAAAUUUUGUAUGGCAAUGAAGAUAAUAAGGUUGCACCAGGUGCCCAAAGUACCUCAGAGAAUGAUAGUUAUACUCCGACACAGACAUCACGUAGAUUCCAGGCCAACAUCAAAAUUCUUCAGAAUAAUGAGAAAUCAGGUGAAAGCCCUUGUGAGAAAUCAGAGAAGAGUAAUGGUAAUAAACCUUAUCAAGGAGAUACUUGGGAGCCAACAUAUUCCAUUACUGGGGAUCAGACCAACAUGCUGUCAGCACAAACCUUUACAAGAGAUGUUGUUUCUGAUGUCACAACAAAGUCUGCAUCUAGUCCUGAGGACAUCACAGCAAGAGGGGAUGGACCAGCACCAGAGCCUAUGUCUAUACAGGAGAGUGGGACAGACGCUGCUUCAGCCCUUCCUAGCCAUGCAGUACAACUUCCACCAGAGAAUGACAGCAGUAAAACCACAGCAAGAGGGGAUGGACCAGCACCAGAACCUAUGCCUAUACAGGAGAGUGGGACAGACACUGCUUCAGGUCUUAGCCAUCCAGUACAACAUACACCAGAGAAUGACAUCAGUAAAACCACAGCAAGAGGGGAUGAACCAGCACCAGAAGCUAGGUCUAUACAGGAAAGUCGGACAGACACUGCUUCAGCCCCUCCUAGCCAUCCAGUACAACAUCCACCAGAAAAUGACAGUACUCAAGUCAGCAAGUCACAGAAAGGCAUUUUCAAUUUCAUCGGUGGUUCUAGGCAAAAGACUAAUAAUGAUGUUUGGCAGAGUCCAGAUAUGAGGUUUGGAAAUGAAUCAAAAUCAGAUGAAAUAAAGGAUGCUCAGCUGUUUGGUGACAAUAGUUCGUCUAGUACAGAAACUUCAGACAUUUCAAAGUCCAUAACAAAGGCAUCAACACCAUCUUCCCUUUUCUCUUUGAGUCAAAAAUCAACAAAUGAUAGUGUCCAUACAUCUCCUGUAGAGACAGACAUGGAUAUAGAUACACACCUGCAAAAUCAGAGUGCUGCUUCAGCAGUGAGCAUGAGUGACAAGGAAAGUGAGUCUAGUAAUGAGGAUGAUGAUGAAAACAGUCUUAACCAAAAUGAAGAAUCCCAAAAGAAAAAACUCAAAGAUAAGAAGACUGGCGGUGCCAAAAGCAAAAGAGGAAAAAAGAAAGAGAGAAAAAGGAGGAAAGAAGAAGAAAAAAAGAAAGAAAAGACAGAUGUACCUGAUAAAAAAGGGAAAGGUCAAAAACAUAUGGCAGGUUCAACAUCAGGAAGAGAAAAUGACAGCAAAGGUGAUGCAAAUAGCACAAACAUUGGUACAGAUGUGGAUCAACGAUCAGUUUCAAACCUAAAUAAGGCUGAUGCCAGUUCUUCAUCAAAGAUGUCUGAUUCAGUUUCAUCAAAUGCUUCAAAUAACAGAAGAUCAAAUGCACGGACACAUUGUAAUAACGUAAAAGUUGUCUUUCAUGCUGUGUUUUCUGCUUUCAAUUCUGAAUGAUGCAAAAGGAGGUGCUUUUAUAUGGUUGGCGCUGAAUGUUCCACACAUAAGGAUGGACGUUGUAAAGCAGUUUGAUGAUGGCAGUGUGGAGUUUACAGCAGAGUGCUAUUUGCCAAAAGAGCUAAUGGACAGGGCUAUCAACUACGCCUACUGUGUGGAUAACACCACUGGCC